CGGGUUGAUUAGGUUUCGUUCGGUUAUAAUUUGCAGCUGUACGGCUCCCUUGAUCGUUGUCGAAUCCUGUGUUAAUUGCAACUUCGUCUCGGUCAACUCAUAAGACACUUGAAACAGGUUUCUUUUCGGACAGAGACUCUUAUCUUUGAACCUCUUUAACUCUUGUCGGAUGGCUUCCAAAUUCGGGUUGGCUGGGGGAAUACCGGAGCGCCGUGUCCGACCAAUCUGGGAUGCCAUCGAUUCCCGUCAGUUUAAAAACGCUCUCAAGCUCGUCACUUCGCUUCUCUCCAAGUACCCAAAAUCACCUUAUGCUUUAGCGCUUAAAGCUCUGAUUCAUGAGAGAAUGGGGAAAACAGAUGAGGCAUUAUCAGUGUGCUUGGUAGCCAAAGAGCUUUUGUACAAGGACGAUUCGUCGUUGAUGGAUGAUCUCACUCUCAGCACAUUGCAAAUUGUCUUGCAGAGACUCGAUCACUUGGACUUGGCCACUAGUUGUUAUGCUCAUGCCUGUGGCAAAUUCCCCAGUAAUCUGGAGCUUAUGAUGGGGCUCUUCAAUUGCUAUGUUCGUGAAUAUUCUUUUGUGAGGCAGCAGCAGAUAGCCAUCAAAAUGUACAAACUUGCCGGAGAAGAAAGGUUCUUACUUUGGGCAGUUUGUAGCAUCCAAUUACAAGUUCUAUGCGAUAAGAGUGGGGAGAAGCUGUUGCUUCUGGCUGAGAGUUUACUUAAGAAGCACAUUGCCUCUCAUAGUAUGCAUGAGCCAGAAGCUCUCAUGGUGUAUAUCUCAUUGCUGGAACAACAAUCCAAAUACAAGGAUGCUUUAGAAGUCCUUUCUGGAGAUUUGGGUUCUCUUUUGAUGAUUGAAGUCGAUAAGCUACGGAUACAGGGGAGACUCCUUGCUAGGGCAAAUGACUAUUCUGCUGCUGUUGAUGUCUAUAAAAAAAUCUUAGAAUUGAGUCCAGAUGAUUGGGAGUAAAUUGAAAUUGAGAGGAGAAAGUUGUUGUAUGGAAAGAAGAACGACAAUCAGUUACUAGAAUCGUUGCUGCAAUAUUUUCUCAAAUUUGGUCAUUUAGCUUGCUUUGCCUCCGACGUUGAAGCAUGCCUACAAGUAUUAUCCCCAAAUAAAAAGGCAGAGUUUGUUGAAAUGUUGGUGAAAAGUUCUGACUCCGUUUCUGCGUCAGCAACCAAAGUGCUUGGUCAAACAACAACGAUUCUUAAAGUUCAAGAAAUGACGGGAAACAUUUUUGCGCUCCCUCUCAGUGAGAUUAAAGCCUCUGCUGUCAAACUGGCAAAGCUAUACUGUCAAAACCUUCCUCUUUCUAAGGACUUGGAUCCUCAAGAAAGCAUGUUUGGGGAAGAACUUCUAUCUUUGAUUAGCAACAUGUUGGUCCAGUUAUUCUGGCGAACUCGAGAUUUUGGCUAUCUUGCUGAGGCUAUCAUGGUUCUUGAGUUGGGCUUGACCAUCAGAGGACAUGUCUGGCAAUACAAGAUCUUGCUGUUGCACAUAUAUUCAUAUAUCGGUGCUCUUCCGCGUGCAUUUGAAUGGUAUAAAGCUCUUGAUGUGAAGAACAUAUUGACCGAAACGGUUUCACACCAUAUUCUGCGUCAGAUGGUGGAAUCUCCCAUGUGGGUGAACUUAAGCGACCUCCUAAAAGACUAUCUCAGGUUUAUGGAUGACCAUUUGAGAGAGUCCGCAGACCUUACAUUUCUUGCCUACCGCCAUAGAAAUUACUCUAAAGUUAUCGAAUUUGUCCUAUUCAAAGAACGAUUACAGUACUCAAACCAGUACCAAGCUGCGAGGGUUGAAGCGUCUGUCCUGCAAUUGAAGCAGAACGCAGACAGCAUCGAGGAAGAAGAGCGCGUUCUUGAAAACCUGAAAUCCGGAGUUCAACUUGUGGAGCUCUCGAGCGAAGUUGGAUCCAAGACACUGAGGUUCAAUGAAGAUAUGCAAACACGGCCAUGGUGGACACCUUCUCCUGAGGAAAACUAUCUACUAGGUCCGUUUGAAGAAAUAUCUUACUCUCCCAAAGAGAAUGUGAAGAAAGAUCGUGAAGAGAAUAUGAAACGUGCCAUACAGAGAAAGUCCCUUCUACCUCGGAUGAUAUAUCUCUCUAUUCAGCGUUCGUCAACGGCGUUAAAGGAGAGUGUUGAAACCAAUGGCUCUGGAGGUGACCUCAAAAUCUGCGAAGAACUGAAGUUUUUACUGGAGGAAUACACAAAUUUGCUGGGAUGUUCUCUCAGUGACGCUGUAGAUAUGAUCACAGGGAUCUCACAGGGUGCAAGGACUUCCGAGAGCCUCGGUUCAGAUUUGGUGGACUGGUUGAAUUUUGCGGUGUUUUGGAAUGCUUGGAGCCUGAGUUCCCACGAGCACUGGCGUGUGUUGAACUCGCUAUUCGAGAGGCUUAUUCUGGACAGAAUCAGGUCAAUGGGAUCUUCAGACAUGAGUUCUUGCUAUUCUGAUGUCCAGGUCUUGGUUCAGAUCAUCACUGAACCGUUGGCGUGGCACAGUCUUAUAAUCCAGGCCUGCACCCGCUCGUCUCUCCCAUCUGGGAAAAAGAAGAAGAAAACUCAACAUUCAGAUCAAUUACCUUCAUCCCCUAUGUCUCAAGCAAUCAAAGACUCUAUACAGUCCUUAUGCAGCACAGUACAAGAAGUUUCUAACUGGCUACUGAGUCAAAUGAACAACCCAGAAGAUGAUCAAGUGGAGAAAUUUAUGUCAACUCUGAAGAGAAAUGAAGACGCAGGAGGACCGGGACAGGUUCUUGGGGUUCUAGAGAGUUUAAUCGCAUCCAGCGAAGAAUCAGUGGUCGGAAACCGCAUCUUUGAAGCACUGAAAUCAUGGAGCACCGCAGAUACAGCUCGGAAAACAUUCAUGGCGCAACAGAGUCUCCUCCAUGAGUUUCUCCAGAUCUGUGAAUCUAAGAGAAAGCUAAUGGAAACACUCAAACAACAGAUGUCCCAUGUUUGAUCUCCAAUCAAUAGAGAAACGAAACGUCGCUGCUCUUUUUUUUUAUUGGCAAUUUCAUUUUGAGAGAAACACAUUCAUGAUAGAAACAGAGAGAUUUGAUGUUUCAGUACAUUUUUUUGUUGAAAAAUGUUUUACAUUGAUUCUACUCUUUCCCUAUGCAACAAACUUCUGACAACGAGUGUCCUUGUGAAUGUUUUGGCAACGAAUAGAACAAAAACGCAUCCCACAUAAGCAGCAAUUGUAGCCUGCGAUGUAUCCACAAACUGUGCAGAAAUGGCGACGAGAAGACGAACUCGGAGGUCCCACGGCUGCUUUCAGGUAAGUUGGCACAUGCGACGGUAAAGCUUCCAAAUUUGCCUCCUGCAAGAGCUCAACGAAGGAUUUAGGAGCUUUACGAGCUUCCAAAGCUUUUGCCUGUCGAGUUUUACGCUUUGAUCCCUUGGGUUGCUUCUUCUGUACGAAUCCUUGAUCAUCGUCUUCGUCCAUAGAGGCUUCUUCGUCAUCGUUCAUAUCCACAACCUCGAUGGCGCCAUUGUCAUUCUCUAAAGCCUCAAGCCGAGCUACAGCGGCCUAGAAUUCGAUUGUCGGUGCUCGUAAGAGCCGCCGCCAUCUUCGAGGCAACCUUACGAGUCCGGCCCGACACUCGGCGAUUCGACAUCUCUUCCUCCAUCGCAGAUAUUAAGCAGAUUACCGGCGACGAUGGAAGCGCAGCGGCGGUAGAAUGGAAACCGGCGUAUUCGCGUGGAAUCGACGGCGGUCACUCUUUUAGGUGUUAUUUUCU
Molecule: messenger RNA, 3743 nt
Organism: Thlaspi arvense
Lineage: Eukaryota; Viridiplantae; Streptophyta; Magnoliopsida; Brassicales; Brassicaceae
Source: the annotation of a GenBank genome assembly